Molecule: messenger RNA, 437 nt
Organism: Aspergillus homomorphus CBS 101889
Lineage: Eukaryota; Fungi; Ascomycota; Eurotiomycetes; Eurotiales; Aspergillaceae
Exons: 2
Coding region: 1-270 (89 amino acids)
Source: RefSeq, a predicted model, not a curated record
AUGAAGCUCUUCACUCUCGCCCUCACCCUCCUCCCCCUCUUCGCCGGCAUCGCCAACGCAGCCGCGAUGACCCCGGUCAGCAACCUCAUCGCCAAGGACCAGGACUCCGCCUCCAGAGAGAUGUGCGGCCAGUUCUGCGUCGGGCCCCACAGCUGCCACGGCAAGUGCAACAGAACCAGCCUCACCAUAUCGAAGACCUGCCUCCUGCCUGCAUCGAGUAUUGGGGUUCUUAUUCGAUACUUGGGAAUCUGUCACAGAGCAGUGAGAUGACUUUCCGAUACAGCGCACAGUACAUGGGUAACACGGGAGAGCAUGGAAUGAUUGCGGAUUACAUGGUGGGACUAGCUUGGGUUUGGUACUGGAUGGAUGGAUGGAUGGAUUGCUUUCUGUGCUUUUUGAGAAACGAUGUGGAAGGACUUGUUUGGCCUGGGCUAGGG